Molecule: messenger RNA, 2184 nt
Organism: Porites evermanni
Lineage: Eukaryota; Metazoa; Cnidaria; Anthozoa; Scleractinia; Poritidae
Source: the annotation of a GenBank genome assembly
GGUAGUUCAAGCCAUGAAACGCAGUAUACUUACGUGGACAACACAGAGAGUCAAAGAGAGGAAGCAAGGCAGUUGGAACAGAGAAGGCUGGAAAAUGAACGGAGACAAAGGGAGGCUCAAGAAAGGCUGCGCAUACAGGAAGAAAAACGACGAGAGGAAGAGAGAAGGCGAGCGGAGUAUCAGCAACAGCGGCAACGAGAGGUAGAAGAAGAAGAAGCGAGGAAGAGAGAAGAGGAAGAAAAGCGCUUGCGUUUGGAGAACGAAUUGUGCCUCCGUCGAGCUGAGCUGUUUGACUACAAAUUUGGUAACAAGAUUAAACUAGAUAGUUUCAAAGGCCUGGCAAUAGAUGAUGUGACACAACUCAGAAUCGGUGUGUUUGGACCCACCGGAUCGGGCAAGAGCUGCUUUAUCAACACGUGUGAACGAGCUGUGAGGCAAACGGAUAAGGGUACAGCUCCUGACAGCACCACAGGGCAAGAAGGGACCAUCACUCUUCAAGAUUAUCUCCCUGAGUUAUUCUUCCACUUGGUUGAUACACGUGGUUUCUUCAACUACAACGCUAACGAAACCGUGGAAUUUAAGAACAUCUUGCAUGGAAAGAUACAACCCGGGGAUAAUGUGGUCCGUCCUAAAGAAGACCAAGAAGAUGUUCCAGCUAUGGACCUUCACACAUGUGCCCCAUUUGCCAAUCGACUGCAUGGUAUCAUCAUUGUUGCCAAGGCGAAUGACCCGCGACUGAAGGAGGGUGCCUUAAAGGAUUACCUAAAACCAGUUCGAGAUAUUCUGCGUAGAACUGGUAAAUUGUUUUCUAAUGCUGAUAAUCAAUAGGACACCAAUGCAGACAGAAACCGGCAAAGUAGUUUUCCAUACAAAUCCUUGUCAAUUCUAAAAUUUUUAAACUGACGUUUAAUCUUUUCCUUACGCAUUUAAGGGCUCAAAUUGCCUGUUAUGAAGAAUUAAAAGGAGAUCUGAACGCCGUAAUGAUUAAGGAAAUAUUUCAUGACAGUUUUGACAAAUGCAAAAUUUGCAAGGGUUUCUCCGCGGAAAACAAUGCAAGCGUGACUGGGUGGCAAAAGUUGUUUCUCUCAUUUUGAUCGGCGGCCGUCUCAAUUACUAGGAGAUAUAAAGCUGAAAUUCUCAGGUUACCUAAUUUUAAUAUGCUCUUUCAGGUUGUGCUAACAAAAGUUUUCAAAAGUUAACUGUUUUCGUGUUUACCGAAAGCUGAUCACGUGAUCAACUCGUGCCUGAAGGGCCUUUAUAUUAAUUUCGCCCAAAUUAAAGAAUUAAGGAAAAGAAUUAUCAGCAAGAGUUAACAAUUUAUCAUGUGAUAUCCUUUUAUUAGAGGUUAUGGUUGUGGCUGUGAAGCCCUCACUUAGAUUGUAAAGACUUUCUUUGUUAGCCAGAGAAGGGGUAUACUGUAGGCUUGUAGCUGUGCAAAAAAAGGCUGUCAUGACAAAAGCAGCUUGUAUAGGUUCAGGAUUUUAUAAACGGCCCUGUUGCUGACCUCAGCUUACAAAAUGUUAUUUGUUAGUGUAAGGCAUAGGUAUGGUUGGGAGGAUGAUAUUCAGUUUCAAAUUGCGCCUGAGAUCGUUAUAUAUAUUCCUAAGAUGUGUGACCAAGAACAAGAGCACAGGGCUCUGAAGCUUAAGAAAAGGAACUAUUCCAUUUUAAAAAAAACUAUUAGACUAGGGAGACUGAUAGACCCGCAAAAAUCAUAUCAGUAUCUGUUGUGAGAGACCAGUUUUAUUGCUUGAACCCUUGAAGUUCUGCUUUGUCUCCUUUCACAAUCCUUUACCAAUCUAUUCAUUUCUUUUUGCUCCCACAAAAGGAAUAGCACCCAUCACUGUUGUUACGCACCGUGACAAACUGAGGACAGAAGAGGAUUGUGAAAAUGCCCUUUACGAAGCUUCAGCGGCUACUGGCAGUUCACCCAGUCACACUUUCUUUGUGUCUAACUACUGUAAAGACAACAUCACAUGCAAUCCAGAAACAGAGCGCAUGACCUUCGACAUUCUACACUACGCGCUGUUGACGGCUGAGAGAGCUGUGAAGAUCAUGAAACAGAAACAGAGAAACGAAGAAGAGGAUGAGAUGAUGCGCGCGCUUGAAGGAACUAAUGUCAGCGGACAAGUUGCGCCGGACUCCGCGGACGGUAAUCAACAAACUUUUAUUUCCUGUACAUAA